Molecule: messenger RNA, 948 nt
Organism: Eublepharis macularius
Lineage: Eukaryota; Metazoa; Chordata; Lepidosauria; Squamata; Eublepharidae
Product: olfactory receptor 6X1-like
Exons: 1
Coding region: 1-948 (315 amino acids)
Biological process (GO): G protein-coupled receptor signaling pathway
Cellular component (GO): membrane
Molecular function (GO): G protein-coupled receptor activity; olfactory receptor activity
Source: RefSeq, a predicted model, not a curated record
AUGAAGGAGAUAAAUUCAUCAACAGUGACUGAAUUUAUCCUACUGGGCAUUCCUUUUCUUCAUGAUUUACACAGAGUCUUCUUCGUCGUGGGCUUGUUCAUGUAUAUCACAACCAUCAUGGGGAAUGGGUUCAUCCUAGUCAUCGUAGCCAUCGAGCCAAGGCUUCAGACUCCCAUGUACAUCUUCCUGAGCAACCUGGCUUUUCUGGAGAUCUGCUACACCACAACGGUGGUGCCCAAGCUGCUGCAAACACUUUUAGAAAGACGGACCACCAUUUGCUUUCUAUGCUGCAUGAUCCAGGGCUUUUUCCACUUCAUCUUGGGCACUACUGAGCUUUUCAUCCUUACGGCAAUGGCCUUUGACCGUUACUUGGCCAUAUGCAAGCCGCUUCAGUACCCAAUGAUCAUGACGACACACGUUUGCAUUCAGAUGUCUUUGGCCACCUGGUAUUCAUCAUUUAUAAUUAUGUUUUUUCAGUCCCUCAUUGUGUGGAGGUUGCCAUUCUGUGGGUCAAACAUUGUCGAUCAUUUCUACUGUGACAUUGGGCCUGUUUUAAGCUUAGCCUGUGCCGAUACUCACCUCAUUGAGUCUUUGGGAUUGCUGAGCUCUGUGGUAAUUGUUAUUAUGACAUUGAUCUUAACUGUAGUUUCCUAUAUUUUUAUCAUCACCACCAUCCUACGAAUUCCCUCAUCCGCAGGACGUAAGAAAGCAUUCUCCACUUGUACGUCUCACCUCAUUGUGGUCUCAAUAUUAUACGGAGCUAUCAUCUUCAUGUACGUGAGGCCAAACGUGCAUUCCUCUUCCCGCUUAACCAGAGUUGUAGCCAUUUUGAAUACUGUCCUUACACCAAUGCUGAACCCUUUUAUAUACACCAUAAGGAAUUCGGAGGUGAAAGAGGCCGUCCGAAGUGUGAUCCAUAAGAAGGGGUUGUUGAAAGAAGGUUUUUAA